Quercus robur (English oak) is the source of this 911-nucleotide messenger RNA. Its product is annotated as germin-like protein subfamily 1 member 14. Gene Ontology annotation, cellular component: cell wall. Bases 61 to 741 code for a protein of 226 amino acids. The record is from RefSeq and is a predicted model, not a curated record. NCBI's taxonomy places the organism in Eukaryota, Viridiplantae, Streptophyta, Magnoliopsida, Fagales, Fagaceae. The transcript has 2 exons. Gene Ontology annotation, molecular function: manganese ion binding.
UUUCUCAUCCCUCACCCGAAGCAAAAAUAUAUAGAACAGAAGAUAGAGUUAGCCUGAAAUAUGAGGAAAGCUUACGUUGUAACUGUUGCCCUCUUCGCUGUGGCAUUCUCUCUUGCCUUUGCCUCUGACCCCGAUCCCCUGCAGGACUUUUGUGUUGCACUUAAGGACUACUCGGACUCCAAAUCAGCCGUAUUCGUUAAUGGAAAGUUUUGCAAGGAUCCAAAGCUGGUCAAAGCUGAAGAUUUCUUCUUUGAGGGAUUGAACAUUGCUGGGAACACAGAUAAUAAAGUUGGGUCAAACGUCACUACUGUGAACGUAGACAUGUUAGCUGGCCUCAAUACUCUUGGCGUAUCCUUGGCUCGAAUUGACUUUGCACCAUAUGGAGAAAAUCCUCCCCAUACUCACCCUCGUGGCACUGAAAUUCUAGUAGUCGCGGAGGGUACUCUCUUUGUUGGUUUUGUAACAUCCAACACAGAGAAUCGCCUCUUCACCAAAACUCUAAAUAAGGGGGAUGUGUUUGUCUUUCCAGUUGGUCUCAUUCACUUCCAAUUAAACGUGGGAAAAACUAAAGCAAUUGCCAUUUCUGCUUUCAGCAGCCAAAAUGCAGGCGUAAUCACAAUAGCAGAUGCUGUCUUUGGAUCCAAUCCUCCCAUUAAUCCUGAUGUUCUCACCAAGGCCUUCCAACUCGACAAAAAUGUGGUUGAAGAGCUUCAGAAAAAAUUUGAAGUUGACAAUUAUUAGAAAAAAAAUGUUUGUAAGUGCCUUGAAGCACUAGUCAUUUCGCUAUGUUUAUCCCCUUGCAAUCAUAACUAGAAUAAAAUAAAACGAUUGCUUAUAUAUGUAAUUCUUUUUUAAUUUGGAGGAUUUGGGAUAUAAAAAUAAUGUUGGGUUUAGUACCCCUUAUUUGUCAA